AUUUUUCGAAAAAAUUUUGAUUUUGCUAAAUAUUUUUAAUUUCUUCAUUUUGUUGAAUCUGGUUUUUAUAAUACUUAGGUCUUAGUAACUAUUCAUGACUAGUGUAGUUUUUUUAGGAACAGUGGAGGCUCAAUCGAUGAUACCACUCGUGCCGAGGCACUUUAAAUUAAUAAACAAUACUUAAUAAACAAUAUAUUCAUCAACAACAGGAAUACCAGUUUUGGUACACAUGAAUACAUAGUCAUGAUCAGAUACAAAUUACAUUAUAUCAGCAAUGAUACCUGCUUUUCAACAAUUGGCCUACCAAGAAGUCAUAACAGUGUUUGGUAAGUAAUCCGUAUGAUGACGGGACAUGAAUCUAUAUCCUGAUGACGGCAAAGUGAGGGCGCUGACAUUAAAUCCGCGUCUGCACGAAAACAACAAAAUGGCUCCCAAAUUUGAAAAGCAAUUUCUCCGUUAAUAUUUGGGUUGAGCCAAUUUAGAAACACUCUAAUAAAAAAAGAUAGAAUCUUUUAAUAAAUUCAUUUUAGCCCAAUUUGUUUCGGGUCUGGAGUUCCCCUUCAAACUAUUCAGCUGGCAUUCAUGACUAAUACUAUACUGUAACAGGCUUAGCUACAAGUGUCAAUACUCACAAUGCAUAAUGCUGUAUGUGAACCUAACGAUUAAACAGUGACUAACGAAUUUUCAUUUUAAUCUGUAGACGAUAAAUUCAACGAAAAACGUAGUUCAGAGCAGGAACUGCCAAAGCAUUACUUAAAGAAAUGCCAGGAGUUGUUCCGCAAACAGAAUCGCGAUGAAUCGAGAAACAAAGUUCGUCGUUUAUUUUCUGAAGGCGUUGUUCUGUUGGUGAAUAGCUGUUCUGGACCAUCCAGUGAUUCUGUGCAGUCAGCUUGUUUCAAGCUUCUCUACUUAGCUGAUCUGUUUUACAAGAGGUUCAAGUUGAUAAUAGUUGAUGAUAAAGAACUAGUAAGCUAUUCACUAUUUUUAAUUAUUGUUUGUCUGGCCCUAUAUUUAUUAUACAUUCUCCGGCAGAACACCCUGGUUGAAAAUUUCUUGAUUUAAUCAAGAAAUUUUCAACCAGGGUGUUCUGCCGGAGAAUGUAUAAUAAUCUAAAAUAAACACUGUUUGGGAUAACUUAAUAUUCCUGGUUUAAUGUCCAUGCAUGCUAAUUUAACCACUGUCCUGGUUAAUUUGACUACGUUUGUAUCGUGGAUAAAUUAACAAGGAUUCCUGGUUAAUUGAACCAGGCCAUGUGAUUGAAUUAACCUGGCAGAUUAUAUUUAUGAAAUUUUUUGCCAUGCAGGGUGUUUUUAGAACGUACGUAUACCAAUAUCCAGUCAACUUUAUCAAACCUUUUCCAAGGGAAAAUGUGUAAAACAGUGCAUGGCGGAAAUGACGAAUUUUCGGCGUUUCGGGCAUGGGAAAAAACUGGCAGAGGAAAUGACGAAUUUUCGGAAAUUUUGACCUAAAAGAGAGCUAAAACCAGCCUUUUCGAGUGCAAAUAGGGGGGUUUGUCGGAAAUUUGAAAGUUUUGUCGGAAAUUUAGGAGGCUUUGCCCCCCAUCGGACAGAGUGAAUUUCCGCCACUGGUGUAAAACAUCGCAUUGAGUUCUGUUCAGUUACGCUAUAUAUUCAUUCUCAUAUCAUCAUUAUUUUUAAGCUGGAUAUCAAGCCUUAUUUACAUAAUGGUAAAUUUUCGGCUCGUGAUAAUCGUAGACGAAAGCCAGUUACUCAGAGGCGAAGAAGUUCAGUACCAGUUGAAUUCCAACAGCAAUUAUAUCACAGACGUGGCUCACGUGAAGUUAUUGAAUAUCACGUACGACUGUGCAUGUCAUUUAUACUUGGAGUUUUUACAACUCUGCUGGGGAUUAUAUUUGGACGUGGCGGCGAGCAUUUAAAUGAAAACAACGAAGAUGGAUUGGAAGGCGAUUUAUCGGAUUAAGUUGAUUAGGUUGAAGAUGGCUCCAUAAUAUAGGUUUCUCUUAAUGUGUAGCAAGUUCCCGCGACUAGUCCCUGCGACUUUUCCGCCUCGUGUGACCGAACAUUUAACCCAAAUUAGAUUAAUGAGUAAAGGAGGAUAGUAUAGGGGAAGAGAGAGCAAAUUAGAUUAGUGAGAAAAGUAAGCAUGAAUUAGAUUAGUGAAUAAUUGAUUUGAAGAAAAAAGAAAAAUUAAAAAAAAAAAAAAAUUAAGAAGGGAGGAUCGGACACACAUUCUUAAACAUGAAUUAUUUUUUCAAGAAAGAUGUUGUUUAAUUAAAACAAAAUUAAAGCUAGAAGCUGAUCUAGCUAGUGUUUGGUAUGGUGCCAGAAAGAAUUAAAAAUUAAACGGAACUAUAAUAAUUAAGAAAAGAAGAAUAAAACGGUCGAAUUAAACGACGGAAGAUUAGUCGAGUUGAGAAGUAAAACGCAUUUUACUGACUAAAAAUGUUAUGCGCUAACAAUGGUUUCAAUGUACAGUAAGUUAAAAUGUUUUGAAAUUAAAAUUAUACAUGAAGAAACCUAAACAAUGCACGAGAUAAAUAAAUGAUAAGUGUACAAAACGUAACAAGUAUAUAUAGUAUUAAAGUACGCAAAAACGAAAAAGUGCAAAACUUUAAACAGAAGAUAAAAAUGACAAUUGAUGAUGUUAAAUAUUGAUAUAAUGAUUGGCAAAUACAAAUGGCAAUUGAUGUCCAAAAAUAAGUACCAAUCGAAUGUUUUUCAGUGAAGAUGUGACAAUCGCAUUACGAUGUCGAUGACAAGUUGAUAAAUUACGAGUAAUAUUUAUUGAUAACGUCAACAAAACAACCUCGAACUUAAGUUAAAGUAAAGGUUACAAAAUGUUAAAAUAAACGGAUAUGCAUGUGAGCAUGUAUGUGUUAAAAUAAAUACGGGACGUUCCCAAUCAAGACAAAGUGUCUUAAAGAUGAACCGAAUGGGUUAACAAAGUUAAAUUAAUUGAAUUUAUUAAAAAAACCCGCGAAAGUGAGCGAAGAAUAAGUUAAACAAAUACAAGUGUAGCAAUCGAUGUAUAAAAUAAUUGAAAAGUACAAAGAGACGCUAAAAAAUGAAAAAUGAAAAAGUACAAUAAUCAAUAAAAAUUGUUGAGCAAAACUUUACAAAGAUGAAAUUUAAAAAUUGAAUAUAAAAGUUAAAUGACAGGAAGUUUGUUGUUUAAGAUAACGAAAAAAGCCAAAGUAAACUUGAAUUUGAUACAGUGGAUUAUUUAUUAUUAUAAUAUUGAGUAAAAUAUUCCCGAAAGUGUCAGAAUAAUGUAAUUUGAGUUGAGAAAUAGAAAUUGAAAUAAGUGUUGUUUCAUAAGAAUUUGUGCACUAUAGAGCAGCUAGUGUAUACGUAAUAUUGAAAAAAGUUUAAUUAUUGCAUCUGCAUGUAGUUAAGUAGAUAAUUACGUGUUUUAUAAAAAAACAAAAAAACCGCGCAACCGAAGCCACAGACCGAAUAUGUGAAUAUUUUUUAUAUAAAAUAGUAUUGUAAUACGAAUACUCAAUUUGGUCGAAUUGUGACUGUAUUUCAACUUCUUCAAAGUAGAUAAACCUGCUAAUUGUUGAAUUGUUGUAAUUAGGCCUACUACGAAAGUGGAAUGUAACUAUAUAAGCCUGCUGAAUUGUUGUAAAGUAUUACGAUUAAAAUGAGAUGCAAUUUUUUACAUGUGUAUUUUGCAAAUUAAAUCUUAAC
Paramuricea clavata is the source of this 3674-nucleotide messenger RNA. The record is from the annotation of a GenBank genome assembly. NCBI's taxonomy places the organism in Eukaryota, Metazoa, Cnidaria, Anthozoa, Malacalcyonacea, Plexauridae.